This is a messenger RNA of Ctenopharyngodon idella (grass carp), 8370 nucleotides long. RefSeq names its product assembly factor for spindle microtubules (gene aspm). Bases 979 to 8139 code for a protein of 2386 amino acids. The record is from RefSeq and is a predicted model, not a curated record. Gene Ontology annotation, cellular component: spindle pole. The transcript is spliced from 19 exons. NCBI's taxonomy places the organism in Eukaryota, Metazoa, Chordata, Actinopteri, Cypriniformes, Xenocyprididae. Gene Ontology annotation, biological process: mitotic cell cycle; establishment of meiotic spindle localization; spindle organization. Gene Ontology annotation, molecular function: protein binding.
UGCAGAAGAGACCAUGCCAUCUGCCGGGAUUCAUGGGUAAAAAUGUACACUGCUGCCUUCUGGUGUUAUUUCUAUUUGUAACAACACACAAUUUUCCACUAUUUUGUUAUAUUUAAUUUUUUUUUUUUUUUUUUUUUUUGUGAAAAAAGGGUGAGGACUAUAAAAAAAAAUAUAUGAAUAUUAAGAAAAAUAUAAAUAAAUAUGGAGAUUCUUUUUGGAUUGUUACAAACAGCAGAAAAAAAAUUAAAUAGGCAAUUCCUAUAAUAAUAAUUAUAAUAAUAAUAACGAUAAAUUAAAAAUAAAUCACCUUGCAGUGCCGCACUUUCUACUCCUAAAAAGUCAAUAAAAUUAAUAACAUACAAUCAAUGAUAUAGGCUACAUUUGCAUACAGAAUUGAUAUAAGAAUACAACUCUAGUUUUUGUUAAAUGUUAAAUACCCUCAAGAAAAAUAAAUAUAUUUUUAAAAACCUAAAAAAAAAAAAAAAAACCGCUACAGUUAAGGAAAAUGUAAAACAAAAUGUAAACAGACCACAUUCUACCACUAUAAUAGCUGUUGCAAAUACGUUUUGUAUUCUCGUUGCUUAUUUCGUAAACAUACUUGCUGUGGACAAGGGCGUGAGCACAAAAACACGUCUAGGCUCGCGUCUUUACACUAUCAACUUUAAACAUGUAACAAACGGCAAGUCAAAUCCUGUGAGGCAGUGUCUGAAUAACACUGCAAUGUGCAUGAAGCAUCCUUCCUGCAUUGUGGGCGUGUGUACAGAUUUUUAAAGGAAUCCUAGAACUUUGAUUGGUUCAAGUUUGCUUUUCUGUCCAGUGAUUGGGCAAUUCUAUCAGCUGCAACGAUCUGAUUGGCCGCUUGGUCUGUACUCAAAUUCAAACGUGCGAGGACGCACUCUGGUUUUAAACGGUAUUCUGUAGCUCAGCAUCACAGACACAUGGAUUUACCGAAACGUCGUCUAUUUAGUUGAGUUAAACAUGUCGUUUAAAAUCGCGAAAGCGGAGUGUUUGGACUUUAGUCCAACAUUUGAUUCUCACUGUAGUCGCGAUAAACCUGGCAAGGAAAACAACACUUCAAUUCCUGUGCUGAGUUUGCUUCAGUUUUCUAGGUCCCCCUUCGUGUCAUUUGGGACGAUCAAGUUGGGAUCAUCAAAAUCUCUACCUUUACGAAUUGAAAAUCCCACCGAGGAUGCAACAACAACAGUCAUAGUGGAUAAAAUUUCAGCAUCCAAAGGCUUUUCGGUUGAUCAGACGUGUUUUACAAUACAGCCUGAGGACAGCAUUAUUUUAACUGUCACUUGGACACCAGUGGAAGAAGGUGGAGUUCGAGAACUCCUCAGCUUUGUUGCAAAUGGUAUUGUCAAACAUCAAGCGAUAUUGCUUGGGAAAGCAGAGGCGACAAAAAAGAAAAAGAAAACCCUAUGGGAUUCAAUUAAAUCCAAGAAGGGGGUCCCGGCACCCUCAAAAGAGAAGAAAGUCAGAUCAAUGCCAAUUAAGGCAGUGAAUAAGACAUUUCAUGUGUCUCGCCAGUUGCAGUACAGAAAAGAUAGAAUGUCCAACCCACUGUCGCCAUUAAACCAGGAACGGUCUGCCUAUGGUUCCAGUGGCACUAGGGCAAAUGCACCAUCCUCCACUCCUGAGAUGCCAAAGCCUGCUUUUGUAACAGAAAAUUUUGAUGAUGUGCAUUUGCAAAAAAACUCACCAGUGGUUGUCUUAGUACCAGCAGAGAGAUUGUUUGAUACACCUGGUAAAAAGGGUGUGCCUUGUUCACGUAAACCAGAGUGCAGAGAAAUGAAUAGGGUUUUGAAUAAAACACUCUCUCCUGCUAGCACCCCAGAGAGGUUUGGAAAUCCAUGCUUUCAGAGUCCGCUUCCCGUAAUUGCACAAAACGUGCGAGAUGAAAGACGAGAGCCAGAGAAACAGUCUUUGUCUGUAAAAGAUGCUCUGGAUGUUAUAGGAUCAGAUCUGUCGCAUGCAGUGAGCCCACCGAAUGCUUGCUCAAGCUUUGAUUUUUCUGAUUCUCUUGAGUCUGAAAAACAGAUUCCAGUAACAUCAUUUAGAGCGACUGCAGUCAUUUCACCACCAGUUGAAGUUGCUCACCCAAGGUUGACUUUCUGUGUGAAACCCAAUAAAGUCAUAGGAGUUGAAUCAAAUCAUCAUGCAUUUAGGCUCAAGGCAUUACCUUUUAGCACUGCCACAGUGACCAAGUUGAACAAAGUUGAUGACACCCUUGUUCCUGAUGGUCCCAAGAAGUUUCCUGUGAAUUCUACCACAGUGACCAAAAGCAAAACAGAAGCCUCUGUCGAGAGUCCAGGCUUACGAAAGAAGAAAACCUCCAGGCGUAGGCUCUUAGAGAAGACCAUGGAGCUCUCAGAACCUAGUAAUGCAGAAUCUAACACAAGUUCUCCAGACAGCAUCUCCACUCUACCUGUCAUUAGCUCAGAUUCAAGUCCAGAUGUGGCACUAGAGUCCAAAUGUCUCAUAACUUCAAUGCCAGCUGCAAAAGAGUGGCUGACAUCAUAUGGAUCCCCUCCUGAACAGCUUUUGUCCUCCAUAUCUCCCAUACGACCUAAAGUUUUGCCCUCUGUUAGUAGCAGUAACAGUCCGUCAAGUGGUCUGAAGUUGACAGUCGGAAACGUCUCUGAUAAAGUGCAACCAGGUCUGUCUAAGGACCAGUUUCCUGUGCAAUGCAUGACAUUUGUGCAGAGUAAAAAGAGAAAAAGUGAUGAGUUUUUGCGAGGUCAUUUGGAAGAUAUGUCAAACGUCCAAGCGAAAAAGUGCCGUGCUCCAGCCCAUGUGACAGAGCUUAAGAAACCAAGCCAAGAAAGAACGUUCGCUUCAAGGUCGACAUCUGGACAACAACAAAAAGCUAUAGCUCCACCAAGCUCCAGAAAGUUCACAAAACCUCCAGCAAAGAAAUCAUUUCCAAAAACAACUCAAAAAGAUGGUCAGUCUGGGAGGUCACUGAGCAGUUCAACUCGAAAGCCUGCGAGGAUCGUGGCUGUGGCUCAGGCCAAACUGACCUUCAUGAAGCCGACACAGACGGCCAUACCAAGGCAUCCUUUGCCAUUUGCUGCAAAGAACAUGUUUUAUGAUGAGCGAUGGAUUGAAAAGCAGGAGCGAGGCUUUUCCUGGUGGAUGAAUUAUGUUCUCACUCCUGAUGACUUCAAAGUUGCAACAGAAGUUACCAAAGUGAAUGCCUUGUCAUUAACUAUGGGGAAUGAAAAAUUCAACAUACCCAAAGCACCAACAAAAGAAGAGUUGUCGUUUAGAACUUACACAGCCCGUCAACGGCUAAACCGCCUUCGGCGAGCAGCUUGCAAGCUGUUUACGUCAGACACCAUGGUGAAGGCCAUCCAGAGACUGGAGCUGGAAGUAGAAGCCAAGAGGCUCCUUGUGCGAAAGGACAGACAUCUCUGGAAGGACAUAGGUGAGCGUCAGAAAGUUCUUAACUGGCUGAUAUCAUACAAUCCACUUUGGCUACGAAUAGGACUUGAGACAAUCUUUGGAGAGCUAAUAUCACUCGAAAGCAACAGUGAUGUCAUGGGACUGGCCAUGUUUAUUCUUGGACGUCUGCUGUGGAAUCCAGACAUAGCCGCUGAGUUCAGGCACUCUAAAGUUCCCAAUUUGUACAGAGAUGGCCAUGAGGAGGUGCUGUCUCGCUUCACUCUAAAGAAACUAUUACUGCUGGUCUGCUUUCUGGAUAAAGCCAAAGAGUCCAGACUGAUUGAACACGAUCCUUGUUUGUUCUGCAUGGAUGCUGAAUUUAAGUCAAGCAGAGAUCUGCUAUUGGCGUUCUCACGAGACUUCCUCAGUGGUGAAGGCAUUUUGUCACGUCACCUCAGCCACUUGGGCCUAGCAGUAUCUCAUGUUCAGACUCCUCUGGAUGAGUUCAACUUUGCAGUGAAGAAUCUUGCUGUUGACUUGAGAUGUGGCAUUCGUUUGGUGCGGGUCAUGGAGCUCUUCACUCUGGACUGGACUUUAUCUAGAAAGCUGCGGAUUCCUGCUAUUAGCCGCCUGCAGAAAGUGCACAAUGUUGAUGUUGCACUGCAGGUUCUGAAAGACAAAGGUGUUGACCUUAAAGAUGAGCAUGGAGCGUACAUUGACUCCAGAGACAUUGUGGAUGGACACCGGGAAAAGACCCUAAACCUCCUUUGGAAAAUCAUAUUUGCUUUCCAGGUGGAAGUGCUACUUGAUGAGAGUCAGCUCAAAGAGGAAAUCAGUUUCCUCAGGAAAACCUGGAGAACAAAACAGAAACUGGCUUCAAUAAUGUCUAACAAAGGUGUUGCAGUGACAAGAAUGAAAGCGAGACAAGCAUUUGAACAUCCCAGCCAGAAGGUGACGCUUCUUCUGGACUGGGUCAAUGCUGUUUCUGAGUUCUACAACUUAAAGGCUGAAAACUUCACGGUGUCAUUCUCAGAUGGUCGUAUCCUGUGCUACCUCAUUCAUCAUUACCAUCCUGGUCAUCUUCCUGCAGAGGAGAUACAACAGAGAACAACGCAGACCAUAGAAUGUGGCCAUCGCGGCAGAGUGGAGCUCAAUAACUCCUCGAGUGACUCAGACUGCUCUUUUGAAAAUUUGCCCACAACACAAACUGAACACCUGUCAGUGGACUUCAGAGAGCUACUCGAGAAUGAGAGAAGCAACUUUCAUUUGGUGAACACCGCUGUGUCUUAUCUUGGAGGGGUGCCUGCUAUGAUAAAUCCAGAGGAUAUGUCCAACACUAUCCCAAAUGAAAAGGUUGUCACAUGUUACCUCUCAUUCCUUUGUGCCCGUCUUUUGGAUCUCCGCAAUGAAACGAGAGCAGCCCGAGUCAUCCAGGGCGCAUGGCGGAGAUACAAGCUACAGAAGGACAUUGAGCUUACUCGGCAAAAGAACCUGGCUGCCACUAAAAUCCAAGCCCUUGUGCGGACUUUCAUCUUGAGAAGAAGAAUGAUACGACAGAAUAAGGCAGCCAUCAAGAUCCAAACAUUCUGGAGAGGAUACAGUGCACGUGAAAAAUUGAGAGUGCUGAAAAAAGAGAGAUAUUUUGCUCUUCAAAAUGCAGCUGCAACUCUAAUUCAGAAAACAUACAAAGCUUGGAGGGUUCAAAGUCUCCUAAAGAAAAACCGUGCCGCCAGUGUGAUCCAAGCAGCUUUCCGGAAGUGGCAUACAAAAAAAGUUCUGGAAAAAAACACUGCAGCCUUGCGCAUUCAAGCAUGGUACAAAAUGCAGCGUUGUAAAACCCAGUACCUGGAUAUGAAAAGGAAAGCGGUCUGUGUUCAAGCAUGGUUUCGAGGUCACCUGCAAAGAUGCAAGUUUCAGACUUUAAAGAAAAGGCACAAUGCUUCAAUUGUCAUUCAGAGUGCAUUCAGGGCCUACCUUGUCAGACAACAGAUAUCUAAAAUGGAGCAAAAUGCAGUCAUGAUUCAAAGGUGGUUUCGAGCCUGCAUGCAAAGGAAAGUAGAUCAGAAGAGGUUUUUUGAGAUUAAAUCGGCAGUUCUGGCUCUGCAAGCAGCUUUCCGUGGAUGGAAGGUCCGUAGAUCUGUGGCUCAAUGCCAGCACGCUGCACUUCUGAUUCAAACUGCUUUCAGGCGGUUUAUAGCUCAAAGGCACUUUUUGUGUUUGAAAAGAGCAGCCAUUGUUCUGCAACAGAGAUACAGAGCUAAAGUAUUUGGAGAAAAGUUACGACAAGAGUAUAUGGCUCUUAAAUCUGCUUCAGUGACAAUUCAAGCGUUGUGGCGAGGACGAGCUGAGCGGAAGAAGAUCAGUCAGCUCCACAGAUUUGCCAAAAUCAUUCAGUCAAACUAUCGUAGAUAUGCGGCACAGACACUGUUUUUGGAAAUGAAACGGGCUGUCGUAGUCAUUCAAAGACAGUACAGAGCCUUCAGAGAUGGACAGAAAGUGUACGUGGAAUACACUGAAAUGAAAAGAGCAGCCAUUGUGCUACAGAGUGCUUAUCGUGGCAGGAGAGUAAGACAAGAACUGCAGAAGAAAAACAAAGCAGCAACUUUGAUUCAGUCUGUGAUAAGAGCACAUAGUUGCCGCCAGCAGUUUUUAGCUCAAAAGCGUGCUGCUAUUGUCAUUCAGCAACGUCAUCAGGCUUUUGCAUAUGGACGGUUGCAAAGAAGCCAUUACAUCCAUUUGAGGCAGGUGACUAUAACUCUACAGGCCAUAUAUCGGGGGUCCAAAGUGAGGCAAAAUCUGAGACGAAAGCAUCAAGCCGCCACUAUCAUUCAAGCUCAAUUCCGAAUGCAUAAAGUACACAUUGCCUUUGUUGCUGCAAAGUGUGCAGCUAUCAUCAUACAGCAGCAAUACAGAGCUUACAGAGUUGGCAAAUGCAUUCAAGCUACUUACUUGCAAAUGAAAAAUGCUGCUGUAGUUAUUCAGUCAGCAUUCAGGGGAAUGAAAGUUCGCAACUACUUACGAAAAUCGCACCAAGCUGCAACAGUGAUUCAGGCACGUUUUCGUGGACAUUCCCAACUCAAAAAGUACAAGAGACAACAGUGGGCGGCAUCAGUUUUACAGCUGCGAUUCAGGGCAAUGAUGACUAAAAAUGCUGUCAUGAAGCAAUAUGGAGCCAUAAAAACAGCUGCCAUAUGUAUCCAGUCAGCUUUCCGUGGAAUGAUGGUAAGAAAGGAGAUUGCAGAAAGGCACAAAUCUGCUAAAAUUAUCCAGAAGACGUAUAGAGCAUACAAGCAACGCCGUGAUUACCUUGCUCUCAGAAAUGCCACCAUCUGUAUUCAGCAACAGUACAGAGCAAUUGUAAGUGCAAGGCAACAACAUAAAAGGUAUUGCUCCUUGCGAGCAGCUGCCAUCACUUUGCAGUCUGUGUACCGAGGGACGAGACUAAGGAAAGAAAUCGAUAAAAAGCAUAAAGCGGCCACUGUGAUUCAGGCAAUGUACAAAAUGUACAGAACUAGAGUGCCAUUCCAAGCUAUGAAACUGGCUUCAUUGGUCAUACAGAGGCAAUACAGGUGCCAUUUACUGAGAAAAGAGGCAAGAGAGAACUUUUUAAAGCUGCAGCGUAGCGUGACAACAAUUCAGGCUGUUUACAGAGGAAAUCGUGCACGGCGUGAUAUCGCUAGAAUGCAUUUUGCUGCCACAGUCAUUCAGAGGAAGUACCUUACUUACAAACAAAGGAAGCACUUUUUGUCCAUCCGAGCAGCUGUAGAAUUGUGUCAACAACGCUAUCGAUCCAUUUUGAUAGCACGACAUGUUCGGAGAGAUUAUAUUGCUAAACGCCAAGCUGCUGUUGCAAUCCAGGCAACUUUCAGGGGAAUGCAGGUCCGGCGACAGAUCCGGAGAGAGCACAAAGCUGCAACUAUCAUUCAGUCCCAUGUGAGAAAGCACCUCUUCAAGUUGCGCUUCCAGCGACUUCGUUGGGCAGCCUGUACUGUUCAGCAACAUUUCAGAGCUAACAAAAUGAUGAGGCAGGAGAUGACAGCACUACAGGAACAGAAGAAUGCUGCUUUGAUUCUGCAAGCAGCCUAUCGUGGCAUGAAGUCCAGACAGACUUUGAAGCAGUUGCAUCAGGCUGCCACCACCGUUCAGGCAACUUUCAGAGCUUAUAGUUCUCGAAAGAGGUAUUUAGCAAUGAAAUGCGCUGCCAUUGCCAUUCAGCAAAGGUAUCGUGCCGUAAAUGCAGCAAAACAGCAGAGAAAGCAUUUUCUUGAAAUGCGUCAAGGUGCACUUGUUCUGCAAGCAUGUUAUAGAGGUCUUAAAGUUCGGAGGAAACUACUAUUACAGUGUCAAGCAGCAGUUUUGAUUCAGUCUUAUUUUAGAAGACACAAAGAAAUGGUUAAGUACCGGGCCAUGAGGUUGUCAGCUAUCAUUAUCCAGAGCCAUUACAGGUCAUACAUCCAGGCUAAAGCAGAUCGGGAGAACUAUCUGCGUUUGAGAAAUUCUGCUGUAGUCAUUCAAGCAGCUUUUCGAGGACACUCUCUCAGGAGACAUUUAGCAGAACAGCAAAAAGCGUCUAUCAUCAUACAGGCUAGUUUCCGCAUGUACCAGCAAAGGUCAGCUUUUGAAAGACAGCGCUGGGCAGCCAUGGUUCUCCAGCAGAGGUAUAGAGCUUUGAAACUUCGAGACGAGCAUGUGAAUAGAUACCAGCUGGUGAGAAUGCUGCUGUAUGCCUGCAGAAGUCUUUUAGAGGGAUGAAGGGGAGAGAACUGGCCAGACGGACCAAGGCUGCAAGAACCAUUCAGUCCUACCUCAGGAUGUCUGUCCAAAGACAGCAUUUCAUUAAAGCAAAGGCUGCAGCAAUUGUGAUUCAGUCUGCAUACAGAGGCCAUUGCACCAGAGUUCAGCAUGCUAGGAUUCAAGCGAGCGCAAUGCUUAUCCAGAAGUGGUACAGAUCAUGUAAACUGGUCCAGAAAGAUCGGAAUGGUU